Gavialis gangeticus (Gharial) is the source of this 4618-nucleotide messenger RNA. It is a transcript of the gene FBXO10, whose product is annotated as F-box protein 10. Gene Ontology annotation, molecular function: protein binding. The transcript is spliced from 11 exons. The record is from RefSeq and is a predicted model, not a curated record. Lineage: Eukaryota; Metazoa; Chordata; Crocodylia; Gavialidae. Gene Ontology annotation, biological process: ubiquitin-dependent protein catabolic process; protein ubiquitination; regulation of apoptotic process. Bases 7 to 2937 code for a protein of 976 amino acids.
GGCAGCAUGGAGAGCAGCCGGGUCCGGCUGGUGACAAUGGACAUCAGUGGUCUCCCAGUGGAGCUAUGGCGUCUGAUUUUGUCCUAUCUGCAUCUUCCUGACCUGGGCCGCUGCAGCAUGGUGUGCAGGGCAUGGUAUGAACUCAUUCUUAGCUUAGACAACACACGAUGGCGACAGCUGUGUCUGGGCUGCAUUGAGUGCAGGCACCCAAACUGGCCCAACCAGCCUGACGUGGAGCCCCAGUCUUGGAGAGAAGCCUUCAAACAGCACUACCUAGCCUCAAAAACCUGGUCCAAGAACACCCAAGACCUUGAAUCUUCCAACUGUUUCUACUUGUUCCGACGGAAGAAGGAUCGCCGUGUCCUCUGUGUAGGGCCUGGGUAUGAGUUUGAGAGCCUCCGGGUUGCCUUGGCCGCUGCCAACCCCUAUGACCGGAUUGUGCUGCUGCCUGGGGUGUAUGAAGAGCAAAGUGAAAUUGUCCUGAAGGUGCCAGUGGAAAUCGUGGGGCAGGGGAAGCUGGGGGAUGUUGCCCUGCUAGUCAGCGUCGACCAGCACUGUCAAACCACUCGCCUGUGUAAUGUAGUGUUUAUGCCUGCCUGGUUCACCCCAGUGGUCUACAAGACAACCUCUGGCCACGUCCAGUUUGACAACUGCAACUUCGAGAAUGGGCAGUUACAGAUCCAUGCGCCAGGCACGUGCCAGGUGAAGUUCUGCACCUUCAAUCAAUGCAGCGUCAAUUUCCACAGUGUGGCCCUCUGCGUCCUUGAGAACUGUGAGUUCAUUGGCAGUGAAAAUGCCUCUGUGACUGUGGAGGGCUCCCCAACCUCUGAUCGGAACUGGGCCUGCAAGCACCUGACCAUGCUGGCCAAGUCCCGCUCUGUUCUGUUACAGGCCCCAGAUUCCUCACCUUGCAGCAGGUCAAAACAUGAAGACUGGGGGGACUCUCCAGUGGGGAAUAUAAGGACCUGUGAGAUUGUGGUAGGUGGGGACCACAGUAACUUACCUCCUGCCUUAAGGACUCCACCAGCGCUUGAGCAGACUUGCGAGAAGGAGGCUGAGCUCAAUGGGAACCUUUAUACAGCCAAGGAGGGGGAAGCCGUGACCCUUGACACAGACUCUAGUGAUAGCGAGUUGAGCACCGGCAGUGAGAAUGAGGGAGACGACCAAUCGAUGUACAAGCUGUCCUAUCAGGCCCAUAGCCUGAGUCACAUGCUGACCAAAGUUAUCUACAGCCGGCCACAAACCAAUGGGUUGAAUGCCCUCCAGAAUGACUUUGAGCUCAAAAGUCUGCAACAGGAGCUGCAAAGAGACAAGGAGGCCCAGUCUCUUGCCAACUCUCUGCAAGGAUGCCUCAUCCGGCGGUGCCUUUUCAGGGAUGGGAAGGGUGGAGUCUUUGUCUGCUCACAAGGGCAAGCCAAAAUGGAAGGGAGCAUCUUCAGGGACCUGACCUAUGCAGUGCGAUGCAUACAAAGCAGCAAGGUCAUCAUGCUGAAGAAUGACAUCCACCACUGUAAAGCCUCAGGGAUAUUUCUCCGCCUGUCAGCAGGAGGUCUGAUUGCAGACAAUAACAUCCAUUCUAACUGUGAGGCUGGGGUGGACAUUCGGAAAGGAGCCAACCCUCUGAUACUGUGUAAUAAGAUACACAGUGGCCUUCGCUCAGGCAUCGUUGUCCUUGGCAACGGAAAAGGCAUCAUCCGUAGCAAUCAGAUCUAUGGGAAUAAAGAAGCCGGCAUUUAUAUCCUGUAUAAUGGAAACCCCAUAGUGAGUGGAAACCAUAUUUUCCAGGGUCUGGCAGCUGGAAUAGCAGUAAAUGAGAAUGGAAGAGGCCAAAUAAUAGAAAACGUCAUUCGGGAGAAUCAGUGGGGCGGGGCAGACAUCCGGCGUGGCGGCGACCCCGUGCUGAAGAACAACCUGAUCUGCUGCGGUUACUCAGAUGGAGUAGUGGUGGGAGAGCGUGGGAAGGGGCUUAUCGAGGGAAACACCAUUUAUGGCAACAAGGGCUGUGGUGUGUGGAUAAUGGCAUCCAGUCUCCCUCACAUCACCAACAACCAAAUUGGGCACAACAGCAUCUAUGGGGUGGCAGUGUUUUGCCGCAAAGAUGAUGCCAGUGACUAUCUUGCCAACCAAGGAGGCAAUGAGAGCUUCAACGAUGAGGGGGAAGCUGCCAUCUGGGAGAAUGACCUGGACAGUGAGGAUGAGCGCUUUGCCUCCCGACGGCUCAUCAGUGUGGCACUGGUAGAGUCAAACAGCAUCAACCACAAUGGAGCUGCUGGGCUGUACAUCAAGAGCAGUGAAGCACUGAACAUCAUUGCCAAUGCCAUCCAUGCCAACCAGGACAGUGGAGUCACGGUCUUUCAGAGCACCCAGCUCACCCGAAUAGCGAACAACAGCAUCUCCUGCAACAGCCUCGGGGGCAUCCUUGUGGAAACAGAGUGCAGGGUGGAGCUCCGUGGCAAUGGGAUAUAUGACAACAGCAGCCAUGGCAUCGCCUGCAAGGGGGACGGGGUCAUUGUUGAAAAUGACAUCAUAGGCAAUCUUGGGUGUGGCCUCAAGUUGUUACAGACAGCGGACAUGAAGGUAACCAAGAACAGGAUCCAGGCAUUGCAGGAUUAUGGGAUCUUGAUACUUGACCAAACCAAGGGUCUGGUGCAGGAUAACCUGAUUUACCAAGGAAAGUCCAAAAAAACCAUUUUGCAGCAGGUGUCAAAUGCAGAAGAUUGCAUUGUUCAGAACAACAAACUUCUCACCUUCAAGAGAAAGUCUGACAUUGCAUGGACUCUGGAGAACCCUCCAGCACGACCUCACAUUGAAGUAACGGCCCGAGGAGUCUCAAGAGCAACAAACAGCCAGCGCGUUACAACCAUGACAACUAGGAUUGUGGCGAGGGUGGAUGGGGGGUGCCACAACAAUGGGAGCAUCUUCUGUACUAUUCUUUGAUUCCCAUGAGGGUUUUCUCAAGUGUCUUUUUUAGAGACCAGGCCAGGAAGCUUAUUCUGUGGGAGGAGGAAGAGGAUUUUGCUCUGUGCUCUUCAUUUUAACCUCCUUGUUUUUAUCACUCAACAAUUUGGCUGCUGAUGGAGCUCAUAGUGCAUUCCUAUCAGGAACAGCAGGGAGACCUUUCCAUCAGCUCUUCUUUUCUAUUUGACCCGUGAGAUGACGCCUGUGGCAAUUGCCAGGCAGAUCAGUUGCCCUGGAUAAAGCUCAGUAAUGCCAAUGUGUAGCUGUUUGAUGGGUCUGGCCUACUGUCUCCUCAGCAGCCUCAUGAUGAAGUUUGGAGUAAACUGUUUUUUCCCUCUAAAGAACCGGAACUGUUCCCCAGCACAGAAAGAAAGACUUGAUCAUGAGGACAAGAAUGAAAGCUGUUUGCUGCUUCUUAAAGUCUUGAAUUGAUUUGAAGCCCGUGGCAAUGCAGGACAGAAACCAGACAACAAAAAAGUAGGCAGGAUUUUUAUUUGACUAUUUGUAUUUUCUAAAUUUAAAAAAUACAGUUUGAGACCCUCAUAUUGCAGAGCUGCUUUGUCAACAGUCACCUGUAUUUGUGACAAGAGUGUAAGAUUUUAGAAACUGAAGUUGUGUCCUGUGUGAUCUGGUUUAUCUACAGGGAAUAACUGCUUAUAACAGUUCUGAAUUGUAGCAUAAGAUUUGUUCUUGGCCUUUCUGAUGUACCUAUGUCUAGAUGUUAGCUGAGUCCUAACACUGGAGAUGACCAGAUCUGGACUGAUGCUAACAUGGUAGUGAACAAAGAGGAGCAAUCAGAAUAAAAUUAGGCCCUCUUAAUCAUUAGGAGUCAUCCACUAUAGGGAAUUGAUCACGGUAGUCAGGAAAGUGAUUCCAUGACUGGUCCCCCUUCAGCCAAUAUUGCUACCAGCUAGUACAGAUGCGACGUUGUCCACCCUAUUUUCUAGAAUUUCUUGAGAUUUCUUAAGUCAAUGUAUCAAUGUCCUGACACAGAUGGAUCCCAAAGUGCUUUUGCAAGGAUGAAAUGAGGGCAGAUGGUUCAGCUGGUAGAUCAUAGUGACUAGAAAAAGGGAAACUGGGAAACAAACCAUGUCUAGUGCUGUAUCUUCAAAGUGAGUGAAAAAUCCUCUGCCCUGAGCCUGGGUUCAGAUGCAGAUUGCCUAUAUAAAAUCCAGGUGUGACAUCUGUGUUUGGAAGUCGGUCACCUUCUGUGUGAAGGCCUUGCAGUGUGCCUCCCUGAUACUGUUACAAUUUAGGAAGAGUAGUGGGGUAGUAUGAAACUUUUGCUGCCUGCUGCAGUAUGUCAGUUGCAGAGUUUGCUCUUUCAUACUUUUUACCUUUCACCAGAUCCUCAGCUGAUGUGAACUGGGAUCAACCCAUUGGCUUCACUGGCUUUACACCAGCUGAGGGACUGGGCCCUUCUCUUCAGGGGAGUUCCUGCUGGCUGUUUCUUACCCAUCUCGCUUUCUGUCACUCACAGCACAUGCCAGACCCUUGGCAGCUACCAAGUGAUGUUUCUCUGUUGACAUCCCUAUGGCCACUGAUCAGCUGAGGGUCUGACCCUGGGUUAUUUUUUAAAGAAAAACCUUUGAUUUGUGUAAGAACUUUUGUAAUAAAAAAUGUAUAUGACAAAAAUAAACACUAUAUUUUAAAAGUUGCA